ACUAUGUUCCUGGUCGCUACAGAAAUUCCUCCAAAUCUCACUCCAGCUCAAUGGUUCAAUAAGCAGCAUGUGCAACACCCCAAGACCAAAGCCUCCAGUGAUGACAUAUACUGCAACAAUGAGAUGAGACGAAUCAGUAACUAUACCCAUAGGUGUAAAUCUUUCAACACCUUCCUGGAUUACAUGCUUGAGGAUAUCAUCAAUGUUUGUUUCACACCCAACAUCACCUGUAAGAAUCUGCAGAAGAAUUGUCAUAAAAGUACAUUGGAAGUUCCCAUUACUAACUGUGACUUGACCAGUGGUCAUUAUCCCAACUGUCGUUACCAUGGCACUUCUAAAAUGGCAUCCUUUGUUAUUGCCUGUAAUCCCCCCUUGCCAGCCGACCAUAGCAGAAGUAAAUUACUUCCUGUGCAUUUGGAUAGCAGCACUGAGGGCCCGGGUCCCAUACUUCUAUCUCCUUAAUUUCUAAGACACUAAUAUUUUACCCUUCUGCUUCAAAUUAUACUAUAGAAUUUUUUCUUUGACUUUUCUUACUUCCCAAGUCCCUGUUAAUGUCUCUUAUCCAUUAACUUGUCAGAAAUUCUCCUGCAUGAGUUUUUUUUAAACCCUUAACUUCUGUGUAUUGGCUCCUAGGUAGAAGAGUGGUAAG
This is a messenger RNA of Gracilinanus agilis (Agile Gracile Mouse Opossum), 649 nucleotides long. RefSeq names its product ribonuclease K3-like. NCBI's taxonomy places the organism in Eukaryota, Metazoa, Chordata, Mammalia, Didelphimorphia, Didelphidae. Gene Ontology annotation, molecular function: nucleic acid binding. Bases 4 to 462 code for a protein of 152 amino acids. The transcript has a single exon. The record is from RefSeq and is a predicted model, not a curated record.